Ruditapes philippinarum (Manila clam) is the source of this 1417-nucleotide messenger RNA. RefSeq lists its product as uncharacterized. The record is from RefSeq and is a predicted model, not a curated record. The transcript is spliced from 4 exons. The coding region runs from base 601 to 1311 and encodes 236 amino acids. Lineage: Eukaryota; Metazoa; Mollusca; Bivalvia; Venerida; Veneridae.
UUAGUCAAUUCUACAUUCUUCUGUAUAAAUUAGGGAAAAAUAUGUCAGUAGAUAGAUUUAAUUGAACACUAAUCAAUCGAUUAUGCAGAUGACAAAAUGUGUCAUAUAAUUUCGCGAUUUUAAACACAAUUUUGAAUGAAGUAAUCAUUAAAAGAAAGUUUAUCUUUUACUCAACGUUCUACAUUGUUUCCUUUUGUACAAUUAUCUAAAAUGACACAGAAUUUACCACACAUCUUACUGAGUAUUUUAAAAAAAAUGCGUAUGCACAAGUUAUGUAAAUUUUUCUUUCUACGGAAGCGUGUUGUGACCAAAAUCACGAAAAUCUAGGGACAUUUUUAAAAUGUUAAAUUUGACUUAUUUCAAAGAGUUGGCAUGUUUUAUGAAUUGUGGAAAUCAUAAUUAAAACAAUAUCAUGUUAACUUGAUGUAAGCAAAUGUAUUUUGUAAUACAUAUUAAGGAUUACGGACCCUAAUAAAUCGGUAAAUAUCGGGUAAAAUCGUGAAACGUGGUAGAAGGCCCGAAGCUACCUUCGCCUUUUCUCGCCACUUAUCGUAUAACCUUUUUUUAGCGACAGUGACGUCAGUUUUCACAGGAAGCAAUAUGGCCGCUCGCUUGCGAAACUGUCGUGGCCGGUACGCCAAAAAAACAAAUAACGUUAAAAUUAAGAAGUUUGAAAGGAUUGUAAUUGAACAUAAUUAUGUAACGGACAAUUCUGUGCAAAGUGGUGAUUCCGCUGAAGUGUUUAGUGACCAAAAUCUUACGCAACAGUGGAAAAUUGGGCGGAGAAUCAUUGAACUAGGUGUUCUUCUUGAAAAUUUGAAAUUUUGCAAAUCGUGCAGGUUAAGACCAGUUCCACUGACAUUAUACAGUGUACAAAAGGAAAUUAAGAAGGGACUUGGUGGAUAUCUGUAUGUGCAGUGCCAAAAUUUAAAUUGCGGUUUCAUUAACUGUGUUCCGUAUGGGAAAACCCACAGGGGAAAAUCAGGAAAAUCAGGCAUGCCUUGUUUUGCAGUAAAUACCAAGCUUGGUACAGCUAUGAUAGACAGUAUUGGAGGUCCAACAAAGGUUAACAAUAUGCUGUCCACCCUCAACUUACCAACAUUGUCCAAUAACAAGCUGAAAAAAAUGGAACGCAGGGCAGGAGAAGCUAUUGAGUGUGUGGCAUCUAAAUCAACUUCAACAGCUGCUCAUAAUGCUUUCAGUAUGGAAAUACAGAUGCUACUCAAUACUGAAUUGAAUGACAAUGACUGGUCGGAUGUGGAGGAGGAACCAUCAAAACAACAUGAGAAGAAAUCAAGUCAUAUGAAUUAAAUUCAGCAUGCAGGAAAGAACAGAAAACACCCUCAUAGCUUGAGCCAGGCACCAUGUGCGCGGAAAAAUAUCUCAAAACAUUUUCCGUGCAAGUCCCGUACAGGAA